Molecule: messenger RNA, 642 nt
Organism: Trichobilharzia regenti
Lineage: Eukaryota; Metazoa; Platyhelminthes; Trematoda; Strigeidida; Schistosomatidae
Source: the annotation of a GenBank genome assembly
AUGCUACGUCGAAUAGAUUUACUGAUAAUUACACUCCUUCUGAUAUUCAUAUCUGUACAAUACAUUACAGCUUAUGUCAUACCCGACAGUAUCAGUUCAACUACAUCAGGUAAUCAAUCCAGAUUACUUGCUGGAGAAUACAUUCAUUUGGAAUGUUUAAGGAUAUACAGUGAAGCUUUUCGUAAUGGUUUUUGGUCUGAUUUUUGUAAUUCUAAUGAAUUAUUGUCACCAUUUCAAAUAUGGACUACACUGUCAAUGUGUGCUCCACAAAAUGUAUGGUAUAAACAAUCAAGAUAUUGGGUAGCAUAUGAACAACCUGGAUUCCUGGGUUCAUAUCUUUUCCUCAAACCUGGAGAGUGUAUAAAUAAUGUAAGACAAUAUGGUUUAAAAUCAAUUGCUUCAAUCGUUGAAUGUGUACAACUCUCUCUAUUUUCACCUUAUCCAUCUUUAACAUGUAAUUAUCCACAACAACCAUGGAGACGAUAUUUUGUAAACACGAAUAUGGCGGAUAUAAGACAAGGACAAGUACCUUCACCUCAACCACUACAAGAAAAUCAAGAUGGACAAAUGAGCAAAGUGGUUAAUUUGGAUAAUAUAUAUGCGGGUAGUUUAAAUGCUGCAGGAAUGCGAGAACCGAAAUAA